AUGGCUACAGGAGGUCAUGCCCCAGAGAUAGAUGUGUUGAUCAACCUGCAACAGGUGAAGGUGGAGGAGGAAGAUGAGGACGGAUCAGCGGAGGAACUGGAAGGAGACGAGGAGGAGCAAAACUGGGAGAAAGCAUUGUCUGUGGAGCGCUUCGGCGACAUCAUCAGCGAUUCUGCUUCCGCCGGCGGAGACAAGAUGGGCCGGCACUACACUGAGAAAGACUUUGAAUAUCACAGACACACGUUUCACCAUACCCACCACCCCUUAUCCACCCACCUGCCCCUGCCCCAGCGUCUACGAAAGAGGGUGCACAGCACGGACCGGAGGCGCAAAAAGAAACGGAAGAAAAAAAAGACCUCCCUGGCCCCGUCCGACGUCACGCCCACCAUCCACGAGGUAGACGAAGAAGAGUCCGAGACCGACGGACAGGGAGUGGCCGCCACGCCCACGGUGCUGCCUGACACCCAACCACAGUUUAGUUUGGGGAGCCAAGAGGACUUGGAGGAACCCCUUCCGCUCGCCGUCUUCCACACGGAAAACGAAGAGCAUCCAUCGUCGAGGAAAGCCUCGCCCGUUCUGAUAAAGGAGGAGGCUCAUAAUGGGGGGAUUGCCGUUCUCGGACCCAAUGAGGAGGUGCAUGGAGAGGGAGCGGCUUGCAAGAGUGUCCCCCCGGGAUCAGAUCCCUCGAGCUCAACCCCGAGCCGCGGCUGGUUCCGCAGGAAGCCCGUCCACCAUCGUCCGGCGGGCGCCCAGCGGAGCAACUAUGACCUGCGGGAGCGGAUCUGCAUCGGCAGCAUGACGGCUCUGGAGACGGCCGUCUACCAGCAGGUGCCCACCGACGAGGCCGAGGCCCAGAUGUUGGCCAGCGCCGACCUGGAUGACAUGAAAAGUCACAGAUUUGAGGACAACCCCGGGGUGAGACGCCACCUGGUGAAGAAGUCAUCGCGGUGUCUGGUGAACCGAGCCAGCAACAGUUCCACGCCGCUGAGCAGCCUGAAGAAGAAGAGGAGAGCAGCAGAUAAGAAAACCCAUGAGUUGUUUGUGGAGCUGAACGAGCUGAUCGUGGACAAGGACCAUGAAAUGCGUUGGAAGGAACGGGCCCGCUGGAUCAAGUUUGAGGAGGAUGUGGAGGAGGAGACGGAUCGCUGGGGUAAACCCCACGUGGCUUCACUCUCCUUCCGCAGCUUGCUGGAGCUUCGCCGCACCAUCACGCACGGCGCCAUCCUUCUGGACCUAGAGCAGAACUCUCUGCCCGGCAUCGUCCAUCUCGUAGUGGAGACGAUGAUCAUCUCUGACCAGAUCAGAGCUGAGGACAGACCCAGUGUUCUUCGGGCUCUGCUUCUCAAACACAGCCACCCGAGUGACCUGAAACAUCGCUUUCACCGCCACCAGUCGUCCAGCAGUCUCCUCGGCAACUUCAAUCACAACAACGUGGACAGCAAUCUGCCACUGGUGGCUGAAGAGCAGGAGGAUUACCAGGAUAACAAGGGGCCGGUGUACGACCCAAAACAAGACGUGUUCGUCAGCCUGUUUAAAUCUCUCCACCCACUGCCUCCCGAGAGCCACCCAGCUGCAGCCAGAUCCAUGAAACUCCUCGCCAAGAUUCCCAAAGAUGCCGAAGCUGUCAUUGUUUUAGUUGGCUCUGUUGACUUCCUGGAGCAGCCAGCCAUGGCCUUUGUCAGGUUGAAUGAGGCGGUCCUCCUGGAGUCCGUGCUGGAGGUCCCCGUCCCUGUUCGCUUUAUCUUCGUCCUGCUUGGUCCAAGUCAGUCCAACGUAGACUAUCACGAGAUCGGACGCUCCUUCUCCACUCUCAUGUCUGACAAGAACUUCCAUGAGGUGGCCUAUUUCGCUGAUGACAGACAGGACCUCCUGAAUGGUAUCAAUGAAUUCUUGGACUGCAGCAUCGUCAUUCCACCCUCAGACGUGGAGGGCAAAGACCUGCUGAAGACGGUGGCCGACUUCCAGAAGCAGAUGCUGCGCAAGAGGAAGGAAAGAGAACUCAAGAGGCAUCACUCCUCAUUUGGAAUAGAGCUGAACAACAAAGAGGUGAGUCCAGAGGAAGAGGAGGAAGGAGACCAGGAGGUGGACCCAUUGAAGCGCUCCGGGAUCCCUUUCGGAGGUCUGAUCCACGACAUCCGCCGCCGUUACCCACAUUACGUCAGCGACCUGAAAGACGCCGUGGACAUGCAGUGCGUCGCCGCCGUCAUCUUCAUCUAUUUCGCUGCACUGUCACCCACUAUUACCUUCGGAGGCCUGCUGGGAGAAAAAACAGAGGGCAUGAUGGGAGUUACUGAGCUCAUUGUGUCAACGGCAACUCUUGGAGUUAUUUUCUCGCUGCUCGGUGGUCAGCCUCUUCUCAUCAUCGGCUUCUCGGGACCCUUACUGGUGUUUGAAGAAGCAUACUACAAGUUCUGUGAGGCCCACAACGUCGAGUACCUAACCGGUCGCGUCUGGAUAGGUUUCUGGCUUGUCUUCAUUGUCCUGCUGAUGGUGGCGGCAGAGGGCAGCUUCCUCGUUCGCUACAUCUCACCUUUUACCCAGGAGAUCUUUGCCUUCCUCAUCUCCCUCAUCUUCAUCUAUGAGACUUUCUCUAAGCUCUUCAAGGUGUUUAAGGAGCAUCCACUGAUGGCAAUUUACCCCAGUGACUUCCACCCAGCGACUGCGCAUCACGAAGUGCAUGACCAGAUCUACAAACAGCCCAACACUGCUCUUCUGUCUCUGGUCCUCAUGAUAGGCACUUUCUUCGUUGCUUUCUUCCUCAGGAAAUUCCGAAACAGUCGUUUCUUAGGCGGCAAGGCCAGAAGAAUCAUUGGUGACUUUGGCAUCCCCAUCUCAAUUUUAGUUUCGGUGUUGGUGGAUUACUCCAUAACUGACACUUACACACAGAAACUCAAUGUGCCGUCGGGCUUCUCCGUCACCUCCCCUGACAAGAGAGGCUGGUUCAUCAGUCCCUUUGGCGAUAAGAAACCUUUUCCCACCUGGAUGAUGGGGGCAUCUAUUGUACCUGCCAUUCUUGUCUUCAUCCUCAUCUUCAUGGAAACGCAGAUCACUUCGUUGAUAGUCAGUAAGAAAGAGCGUCGCCUGGUCAAAGGCUCCGGCUUCCACCUGGAUCUUCUGCUCAUUGUCAUUAUGGGUUCCUUCUGUCCUCUCUUUGGCCUGCCGUGGCUCACCGCGGCCACCGUGCGCUCCGUCACUCACGUCAACGCCCUCACCGUCAUGAGCAAAGCCACGGCGCCCGGCGAGAAGCCCAUGAUCCAGGAGGUUAAAGAGCAGAGGUUGACCGGGCUUCUUGUGGCUGUUCUUGUUGGCAUGUCCAUAGUGAUGACGGACGUGCUCCGCCUCAUCCCUCUGGCCGUGCUCUUUGGCAUCUUCCUGUACAUGGGGGUCACCUCUCUGACGGGCAUCCAACUGUACGAACGCAUCACCCUUAUGGUCACGCCCGCCAAACAUCACCCCGACCACAUCUACGUCACCAAGGUGAAGACAUGGCGUAUGAACAUGUUCACCAUCAUCCAACUGGCGUGCAUCGUGGCUCUGUGGGUCGUGAAGUCUACGGAGGCGUCCCUGGCGUUCCCCUUCGUCCUCAUCAUGACGGUGCCGCUUCGCCGCCUCAUCCUCUCCAGGAUCUUUGAGGAACGUGAGCUCCAGGCGCUGGAUUGCGACGAGGAUUCUCCCAACUUCGAUGAAGAUGGACGAGACGAGUACAACGAGAUCCACAUGCUUGUAUAA
Messenger RNA from Cyclopterus lumpus (lumpfish), 3729 nucleotides. RefSeq names its product solute carrier family 4 member 3 (gene slc4a3). Gene Ontology annotation, biological process: bicarbonate transport; monoatomic anion transport; transmembrane transport. The transcript is spliced from 22 exons. Bases 1 to 3729 code for a protein of 1242 amino acids. Gene Ontology annotation, cellular component: plasma membrane. Gene Ontology annotation, molecular function: monoatomic anion transmembrane transporter activity; solute:inorganic anion antiporter activity. Lineage: Eukaryota; Metazoa; Chordata; Actinopteri; Perciformes; Cyclopteridae. The record is from RefSeq and is a predicted model, not a curated record.